AUGGAGCUCGAGCAGGAUGAGCAGCACCCGGACCGAAGCACGGUGCCGCAGGUGCAGUGCUGUUUGUGCGGCCUGGUGAUCGACAGCAACCUCAGCAACAUGUGUCCCAACUGCCUCCGUGCCCACGUUGACAUCACCGAUAACCUGCAGAAGGAGUACAUCCUCAUUCACUGUCCAGAGUGCGGUCGAUACCUGCAACCGCCCAAGUACUGGGCUCGCGCCGAGCUGGAGAGUCGCGAGCUACUUACAAUCUGCCUGAAGCGCAUCAAGGGGCUAAAUAGCAGCGCUGGCAGCAACAGCAGCGCCGGAAAGGCGAGGCUGGUCGAUGCCAAGUUUCUCUGGACGGAGCCGCACAGCAAGCGUAUCAAGCUGCGCCUCACCGUGCAGAAAGAGGUCUUCCAUCACGUUGUUCUUCAGCAAGCGUGCCUCGUCGAGUACGUCGUGACGUGGCAGCAGUGCAGUGUCUGCCAAAAGGUCGCCACCGGCCAGCCGCAGUGGGAUGCGUGCGUGCAGCUCCGUCAGAAAGUGAGCCACAAGAAGACGUUUCUCUACCUGGAGCAGCUCAUCUUGAAGAAACGACUGCACGAGAACUUCAUCCGAAUUGAAGGGCAGCCGGACGGCCUAGACUUCUUCUUCGCCCACAAGAGUCACGCCAUGAACUUCUUGGAGUUCUUGAACAAGACAGCACCUGUGACGCGCCGCGAUGCCGUGCAGCUCGUUUCUCACGACUCGAAGAAUAACACCGCCGUGCAGCACUUCACGUUCGCGCUCGAUAUUGCACCGCUCUGCCGUGAGGACCUUAUUCUUAUCCCGUACAAGGACUACUACCUCAAGUCUCUGGGUGGGAUGGGCCCGCUGGUGCUGGUGCACAAGGUGUUCAGCUCCAUCGUCUUCAUGGACCCACGAACGUUGCGUGCUGGCGAAAUCACCGGUAGCCUGUACUGGAAGAAGCCCUUCGCAUCACUGCAGACAUCGCGCGAGCUGGUGGAGUUCUACGUGCUCGAGUGCCAGCUGAUGCCCGUCACCAACGGCACCUACCAACUUGGCCUGGUCACCGUGUGCCUCUCUGACGAGGUCGGUGAGGGUCGCGAGUGGAUCGUGCAGUCUCACCUCGGCGGUGUGCUGCACCCGGGCAGCCUCGUGAAGGGUUACCUGCUGGAGGGGCGCAUCUUCAACAACGAGGACCUGGAUGAGAAUCGCUACAAGCCCGAGCAGCUGCAGGAUGUUAUCCUCGUGCGUAAAGUCUUCCCGUCGCAGAAAGCGCGCCGCCACCGUCGUUUGUGGAAGCUAAAGAAGCUCGAAAUAGUUACCUCUCAGGGUGGGGCAACGAGCAUCAGCGGGCUCGACAGCCGCGGCGGCGCCAACGCGAGCGGCGGCGCGAACGACGACGAGGGUGAGUUCGAGGACGAAAUCGAACGCGAUGCGGAGCUGCGCAAGGACGUCGCUAUCUAUCGUAUGAUGGAUAAGGAGAUCGAGGCGAGGGGUGGCCCCAUAGCUGCUGCGGCGGAUGCAGCAGAGGACGAGUACGAGGAUGACGACGAGGUCCCUGAGAUAGCACUGGAGGAGAUGUUGGACGAACUUCAGAUUGACGACGGCGUUGAGCCAGCAGAUGUCGAGGAAAGCCUCAUGACUGACGAGAACAGCGACAACGAGGAGGUGGCAGACAUCCGCAAGAAAAUGCGCAUCGAGUGA
Messenger RNA from Leishmania braziliensis MHOM/BR/75/M2904, 1692 nucleotides. RefSeq lists its product as hypothetical. The record is from RefSeq and is a predicted model, not a curated record. The transcript has a single exon. Gene Ontology annotation, molecular function: ribosomal large subunit binding. Gene Ontology annotation, biological process: ribosomal large subunit export from nucleus. Gene Ontology annotation, cellular component: cytoplasm; nucleus. NCBI's taxonomy places the organism in Eukaryota, Euglenozoa, Kinetoplastea, Trypanosomatida, Trypanosomatidae. The coding region runs from base 1 to 1692 and encodes 563 amino acids.